CAAAUCCAGUAGCAUGACAGCUCAAUUACCUCGCUUUCAGUCAUCUGAAGUAGUUGAAGAAGCACUAUCGAACUCCUCACUGGAUAACGCACGGUCGUCUUCUUUGCCUCCCAGCUCCAGCCCUCCCCAGAUUUUUUCUUCGUCCCCGCUCGCAUCGUCUCAGUCGUCUCUCGAUGAAAUUGGAGAUGAUUACAAAGCUGAAGACAGGGUUAAAACAACAGAACCAGACGAUCAGGAUCUGACCAAUUCUCCGGAUGGAGUUCACCCAUAUACCUUGGAAGAGGCUUAUAACAAUCGCGAUGACACUGACGCAUAUCAACAGCGAGAAACGCAUGAGCCCGACGAACUCUCCAUUCAGGGGGGAAUCCCAAAAACGAACGAGAGCGCUUACGACAAGAAGGAAGUCAGCCCGUUGCCGCAAAAGCGACCCUGGCCGGAAGAAGAGAUCAGUGCCCUUCUCCUGCAUGCCAAGGACGUACCACCAAGCCUGGAAGAGACACGGUCGACCAAACGCGUGAAAACACACGAUGACCAAGUGUAUCUGCCACCAGCUCCAAAGCGCGCUACCUUGGCGUCUCAGAAGCAGCAGUUCAAGAAACUCAUUGCUCCAUUUCGUUCACCUUUGAUGCCGAGCAACGAUGAAGAUGUUCCAUCAGAGGAUCUUUCCAAGUUUAAGAGUCCUUUGUCGGUUCUUCUGGCACCACCACCAGCUCCAAAAAUGCCUAUCACACCUCAGAAACCUCAUCCACAGCAUGCCCACGCAGCCCCGUUCGUUACACCAGCUAAGACUAGAGUUCGCACUCUCAAAGCGGCGUCACAAUUCAAAUCUCCGUUAAGCUCCUCUGCUUCAGCAUCGUCCGGAAGAGGAUUGUCCAUUCAACUUACGCCUACAGUCCAGUCCCUAGAACGCAAAUUACAACUUCUUAAACGCGCGGUCAAAGUGAAAGAGAAUGAUGAGGAAAAGACACUCGUCGGGCUAAUCAAGAAAUGGACAGAGGCAGGGAGGGAAGUCGCGUAUGAGCUUUGGGAUUCGGUGAAAGAUGCUGCGAACAAGGGGGACGGGGGUUGGGUUGGAGGCGCAAGCAAGGGCAAUAUGGCGCGGGACUCAAAUUGGGGUUGGGACUCCCCUGGCAUCAAACGCGAAGGCUAUCCGGAGAACGAGAUGAAUACUGCUACAGAGAAUCCCUUGGACGAAGGCUACUCCAACAAGACCCUCUCAGAAGAUGAAGAGCAAGUACGGAACACCAUGGGUACGAUGCUCCGACAGCUUGGAAUUGCAACAGAGACAUUUGGAUGGGAUGAAGAUGUAGAGGUUUUCGUUGACUAAAGCUGAUUUCCAUUCCAGUUUGUACAUUUCUACACAU
Suillus clintonianus is the source of this 1364-nucleotide messenger RNA. RefSeq lists its product as uncharacterized. The record is from RefSeq and is a predicted model, not a curated record. The coding region runs from base 14 to 1327 and encodes 437 amino acids. The transcript has 5 exons. NCBI's taxonomy places the organism in Eukaryota, Fungi, Basidiomycota, Agaricomycetes, Boletales, Suillaceae.